Molecule: messenger RNA, 4413 nt
Organism: Clarias gariepinus (North African catfish)
Lineage: Eukaryota; Metazoa; Chordata; Actinopteri; Siluriformes; Clariidae
Product: plasma membrane calcium-transporting ATPase 1-like
Exons: 20
Coding region: 150-3875 (1241 amino acids)
Biological process (GO): regulation of cytosolic calcium ion concentration; calcium ion transmembrane transport
Cellular component (GO): membrane; intracellular membrane-bounded organelle
Molecular function (GO): ATP hydrolysis activity; ATP binding; PDZ domain binding
Source: RefSeq, a predicted model, not a curated record
UCGACCUUAUUAAUCCAAGAUGAGAAAACAUAGACAGUUGCAUCCAAAGGACAUACAGUAGCUGUUUUUAUGCUGCUCACCUAAUUUAUUAGUGGUUUAUGGGUAAUUUUGAGGGUUUUUGCUGAAUACUCUACUUCUUCAGAGAAGAAAUGGCCCAAAACACUCGCCGUGGUUCCAAGUACAAGGCAGAUGCCAACCACGAUGCUGAUUUUGGUUGCACACUUCAAGAGCUUCGAUCGCUCAUGGAACUCAGAGGGACCGAAGGAUUACAAAGAAUCCAGGAGAGUUAUGGCGAUGUCCAAGGACUGUGCUCCCAAUUAAAAUCGUCACCCACAGAUGGGCUGAGCAUAAAUGCUGAUGACCUUGCCAGACGAAAAGAAAAUUUUGGAAAAAAUUUCAUACCUCCGAAAAAGCCCAAAACAUUUCUUCAGUUAGUGUGGGAAGCACUGCAAGAUGUGACACUAAUUAUUUUGGAAGUUGCAGCCAUGAUAUCCUUAGGCCUUUCCUUCUACAGACCUCCAGAUGCUGAAAGAGAAACAUGUGGAAGAAUUGCAGGAGGAGUAGAGGAUGAAAGUGAGGCAGAGACAGGAUGGAUAGAGGGUGCCGCCAUCCUUUUAUCAGUCGUCUGCGUGGUGGUCGUCACAGCCUUUAAUGACUGGAGCAAAGAAAAGCAGUUCCGUGGCUUGCAGAAUCGCAUCGAACAGGAGCAAAAGUUCACAGUGGUGCGAGGAGGUCAAGUUAUUCAGAUUCCUGUGGUCGAGAUUGUUGUUGGAGACAUCAUUCAAGUAAAAUAUGGUGACCUCCUUCCUGCUGACGGCGUUCUAAUCCAAGGAAAUGAUCUUAAAGUUGACGAGAGCUCUCUCACAGGAGAAUCGGACCAUGUCAGAAAGGCUCUGGACAAGGAUCCCAUGCUACUCUCAGGUACUCAUGUUAUGGAAGGCUCUGGAAGGAUGUUGGUCACCGCAGUUGGCUUGAAUUCCCAGACUGGUAUCAUCUUCACUCUCCUUGGUACAGGAGAUGAUGAAGGACAUGAUGAAAAAGAUGAAAAGGAGAGAAAGAAAAGGGAGAAGGAGGAAAAGAAGAAAGAAAAGGAAAGGCAAAAAAAGGAGAAGAGAGGAAAGAAGGGCAAAAAAACAGACAACCAUCAAGAUGCGUCCGAUAAAUGCAAGGAUAAAGAUGGAGUAGGUGCUGAAGGUCAGCUUCUCAGCAGUGAGGAUGGGACAGUGGUUGAGAACAAAAAGAAAUCUAGUCUGCCGAAGAAAGAAAAAUCUGUACUUCAAGGAAAGCUCACUAAACUAGCUGUGCAAAUUGGAAAAGCAGGGCUUUUCAUGUCCGCCAUCACAGUAAUCAUCUUGGUGGUGCUCUUUUUGGUGGACACUUUCUGUAUCCAAGGGCUGCCAUGGAUUAAAGACUGCACCCCCGUCUAUAUCCAGUUUUUUGUCAAGUUUUUCAUCAUUGGCGUCACUGUGUUGGUUGUUGCUGUGCCAGAGGGACUUCCUCUCGCUGUCACCAUUGCAUUAGCAUACUCUGUCAAAAAAAUGAUGAAUGAUAACAACUUGGUCAGACACUUGGAUGCGUGUGAAACUAUGGGCAAUGCCACUGCCAUCUGCUCAGAUAAGACGGGCACAUUAACCAUGAACAGAAUGACUGUGGUGCAGGUUUAUGUGGGAGACAGACACUACAGGAGGGUACCUGAAGCUGAUCUUAUUCACAGCAAGAUCUUGGAUCUGCUGAUCAUUGGCAUUAGUGUUAACUGUGCAUAUACUACUAAGAUCAUGCCACCUGAGAAGGAAGGUGGCCAACCUCGUCAGGUGGGGAACAAAACUGAAUGUGCCUUGCUGGGGUUUACACUUGACCUGGGCAGAGACUACCAAAUCAUCCGCAAAGAAUAUCCAGAAGAAAGGCUUUUUAAAGUAUACACCUUCAACUCUGUGAGAAAAUCCAUGAGCACAGUGCUGAAACAUUUUGAUGGAAGUUACCGAAUGUUCAGCAAAGGAGCCUCUGAAAUUCUCCUGAAGAAAUGUUGUAAAAUUCUAACGGCUAGAGGGGAUUCCAAGAUCUUUAAAUCUAGAGAUCGAGACGACCUGCUGAAACAGGUGAUUGAGCCCAUGGCUUUAGAGGGUUUGAGGACAAUUUGUCUGGCCUACAGGGACUUUCCUACUUCAGAAGGGGAGCCAGACUGGGACAAUGAGGCUGACAUCCUUACAGGGCUCACUUGUAUCUGUGUCGUUGGCAUUGAAGAUCCUGUACGGCCAGAAGUCCCUGAUUCCAUAAAGAAAUGUCAGCGGGCAGGAAUCACAGUACGUAUGGUCACUGGGGACAACAUUAACACUGCUCGUGCUAUUGCCAAUAAAUGUGGCAUCCUUCAUCCUGGAGAUGAUUUCCUGUGCCUUGAAGGCAAAGAAUUUAACAGGCGAAUACGCAAUGAACUAGGAGAGAUUGAGCAAGAGCGUCUUGACAAGAUUUGGCCUAAAUUGCGUGUGCUGGCAAGAUCCUCUCCAACUGAUAAGCAUACAUUAGUAAAAGGUAUAAUCGAUAGCACAGCUAUAGAGCAAAGACAAGUAGUAGCCGUAACGGGAGAUGGAACAAAUGAUGGCCCUGCCUUGAAGAAAGCUGAUGUUGGCUUUGCUAUGGGCAUUGCUGGAACAGAUGUGGCCAAAGAGGCCUCGGAUAUUAUCUUGACAGACGACAACUUCACCAGCAUAGUGAAAGCUGUGAUGUGGGGGCGAAAUGUCUAUGACAGCAUCUCAAAAUUCCUGCAAUUUCAACUGACAGUCAAUGUAGUGGCCGUAAUCGUGGCAUUCACUGGUGCCUGUAUCACACAGGACUCUCCACUAAAGGCAGUCCAGAUGUUGUGGGUAAAUCUGAUCAUGGACACAUUUGCAUCGCUAGCUCUGGCUACCGAACCGCCCACUGAGGCUUUACUGCUGAGGAAACCCUACGGUCGCAACAAGCCCCUUAUCUCUAGAACAAUGAUGAAAAACAUUUUGGGUCAUGCUGUAUACCAGCUCACUAUCAUCUUUACUCUAUUGUUUGCUGGUGAGAAGAUCUUUGACAUUGACAGCGGCAGGAAUGCUCCUUUACACGCCCCUCCUUCAGAACAUUAUACAAUUGUCUUUAACACCUUUGUCAUGAUGCAACUGUUCAAUGAGUUCAACGCUCGCAAGAUCCAUGGCGAGAGGAAUGUGUUUGAUGGCAUCUUUAAUAACCUGAUCUUCUGUUCUAUUGUUCUUGGCACAUUUGUUAUACAGAUUGUGAUUGUGCAAUUUGGUGGAAAGCCCUUCAGCUGUGUAGGUCUUAGUAUUGAGCAGUGGCUUUGGUGUGUCUUUCUUGGCUUUGGAUGCCUUAUAUGGGGGCAGCUGAUAACUACCAUUCCCACAAGUCGGCUUAAGUUCCUGAAGACUGCUGGACAUGGUACCCAGAAGGAGGAGAUUCCAGAGGAGGAACUGGAGGACAUGGAAUCCUUGGAUGAAAUUGACCAUGCUGAGAUGGAAUUGAGAAGAGGGCAGGUCCUCUGGUGCAGGGGUCUCAACAGAAUCCAGACACAAAUCCGUGUGGUGAAUGCUUUCCGGGAAGCCUUGUCCCCAUAUGAAGGCUUGGAGACUCCAGAAUCACGAAGCUCCAUCCACAACUUCAUGACCCACCCAGAGUUCCGCAUUGAAGACUCUGAUCUGGCCAUCCCCCUGAUUGAUGAAACAGAGUCUGAGGAAGACAGAUCAGCAAAACGCAGUUUUGUACCUUCAGGCAUUCCUUCUGGUGCAUCUUCACCUAACCAGAACAAUCAUUCUGCCAACACCAGAACAAAUCAUCACUACAAGGACUAUACUCCUCAAACUCCUGGUAGUCCUAUGCACAGUCUGGAGACAUCACUGUGAUUUCGCUCCAUCUAGAAACCCUGCUAAGAUCACAUCUAUACCAAACAUACUAUGGCCAUGUUGACAUUGAGCACAACCAGGAGGUCAAGUGACAGUGAUUUCUUCAAGUAACACAUUCCAGGAUUCAAAUCCCUAGAAACUUUCAUUUACCUAAUCACUGCCUGGUGUAAUUGGGGUGUGCCUUUUACUCCUCAGUUGAACAUUUUCCCCAGAUAUAUAGCAGCUCUGCAUUCCAGUUCAUAAAAUUGUACAGAAACCCAUAAUGAAGCCUGAAGCUGCAAUGCUUGUAUUAUAUAGUGUUCUGGUGCAUAUGUAGUCUAUUAAGUAAAUUAAUAGUGCAGUGCUUGUUUAACCCAUAUUUAACAAAACUAUUGAAUGCUUAUUUAGGGUUUCGGUGAAUAUUGUCAAUUUUUUAAAACCAUCUAAACAAUUUGAUUAUAUUUAUUUAGUAAGGAGUUGGCCUGUUAAUCUACUUGUCAGAAAACUGACCAAUGUGUCUGGAUGUCAUUUUCAUGUGGAUUAAAAAAAAUCAAAUGUG